AGAAUCUAUCACUACCAGCUCUCUCUCUCCUCCCUCUCCAAACCCUAACACUGCUAUUCUCUUACCCUCAAAACCCUAACUCCUCAUAUGAGCUCCGAAGUGGUCCUCCACAGAUUCUCCCAAUCCGACCCUAAACCUAACACGGGGCCACCCGCCGCCGCAGAUUCCGACUCCAAUGUGCAGCUCUCCCACCCUCGAAAAUCCACUGCCAUAUCUUCCUCUCGCUCCACCAAAGACCGUCACACCAAGGUCAACGGUCGGGGCCGCCGUGUCCGUAUGCCGCCUCUCUGCGCCGCCCGAAUAUUUCAACUGACCCGAGAACUAGGACACCGUUCAGACGGCGAGACAAUAGAGUGGCUGCUACGCCAGGCCGAGCCAUCUAUCAUUGCCGCCACCGGCACCGGAACGGUUCCUGCAGAACCCGUAUCCACCAGCAACGCUGCGAUAUCGUCAUCGGCAGCCUCUGUUCCUUGUCGAGUCCAUCCUGUUUCCGCGGUUACUAGUGGGCAGGGGAUGUUUGCAAUGUCUUUGCCACCGCCGCAGCAGCAGCAUCAGCCGCAGCCGAGCUGCAGAUUAGACUUGUGUCAGCCAAUUGGGAUGGAGUAUGCUGCAGCGGCCGCAGCCAAUGGAUACAGGAAUAUGCCGUUCACGGCUUUGUUGUUACAACCCUCAACGGAGGAAACAGAGGAAACGCAGCAAGAUGAGACUCUCAGAGAGUAAUAGCCUCUCGCAGAAUCGAAGGGAAUGAGGUUAAGCUUGUACUGGUCCUAGCUUAGGGAAUGUGCCCCUUGACCGUGAAUGUUUUCGACCUUUCUUUCUUUUGGAUCCGGUGGAUGUGUUUAGUUGAAUGUGUGCUUCGUUAUUUCGUUUUUCUUCAUUCUGGAAAGGAAGAACAGGUUGAGAAAGCUGUAUAUGAUUAUAACGGUGUCAAGGAUCCUUUAUAUAUUAUGUUGCAUGUAUAUUUGGAGUUUGGGGUGCAUGUACAAUACAUUCAUUUUUCCUUUAAUUCGAUGCCAGCUAAUUCCUUCA
Messenger RNA from Neltuma alba, 1029 nucleotides. RefSeq names its product transcription factor TCP11. The record is from RefSeq and is a predicted model, not a curated record. Bases 88 to 720 code for a protein of 210 amino acids. The transcript has a single exon. Gene Ontology annotation, molecular function: sequence-specific DNA binding; DNA-binding transcription factor activity. Lineage: Eukaryota; Viridiplantae; Streptophyta; Magnoliopsida; Fabales; Fabaceae. Gene Ontology annotation, cellular component: nucleus.